Molecule: messenger RNA, 3430 nt
Organism: Sphaerodactylus townsendi
Lineage: Eukaryota; Metazoa; Chordata; Lepidosauria; Squamata; Sphaerodactylidae
Gene: TM9SF2
Product: transmembrane 9 superfamily member 2
Exons: 18
Coding region: 16-2157 (713 amino acids)
Biological process (GO): protein localization to membrane
Cellular component (GO): membrane
Source: RefSeq, a predicted model, not a curated record
CUCACCCCAUGGAUCAUGCCCAAACAACCAUGCUCACUCACACCCCAUUUUUCUGAAGACUUUUCUCCAUCUACUCUGCUGUGCGGGCUGACGUGUCAGAGGAAGCCGGAAGUGGCGGUGGAGGUGUGGCGGUCCCGUAGUCAUUCGCCGGGGCCGGAGUCCUCACUCGCCAUUGACUUCCUUGCCAGCCCCUCGCUCGCCAUGGCCUUCGUGUGGCUUCUGCUGCCCGUCGCGCUCCUGACGGCUGCGUGGCCCUGGUCCUUGGCCUUCUAUCUGCCCGGCCUGGCGCCUGUCAACUUCUGCGACGAGAAGACGGCCAAGGGGGACUGCAAGUCUGGAAUAGAACUUUUUGUGAAUAGACUGGACUCUGUGGAGUCAGUCCUUCCAUAUGAAUAUGCUGUAUUUGAUUUUUGCCAAAUGCCUGGUGAAAAACGCCCAUCUGAAAAUCUUGGGCAGGUAUUGUUUGGAGAGAGGAUUGAACCUUCACCAUAUAAGUUUAUGUUUAAAAAGGAGGAGAAAUGCAAACUUGUCUGUAAAAAAAAAUAUGAUCUCAAAAAUUCAGAAGACAAGCUAAAAUUAGAAUUCCUGAAAAAAAGUAUGCUGUUGAAUUACCAACAUCACUGGAUUGUGGACAACAUGCCCGUGACGUGGUGUUAUGAUGUGGAAGACAACCAGAGGUUCUGCAAUCCUGGAUUUCCCAUUGGUUGUUAUAUAACUAAAGACGGAAAACCCAAAGAUGCCUGCGUUAUCAGUACAGAGUUUCAUGAACCAGAUACCUUCUACAUAUUCAACCAUGUGGACAUCAUAAUAAGUUACCACGUUGUAGAAAAUGAACAGUCUGGUGCAAGACUAGUAGCUGCUAAACUUGAACCAAAAAGUUACAAGCACACAAACGUUGACACCCCAGACUGCUCAGGACCGCCUAUGGAUAUAAGUAACAAAGAUACUAAGGAAGAAGUCCAGAUUGCCUACACAUAUUCAGUAAAAUUUGAGGAAAACAAAAACAUCAGGUGGGCAUCUCGAUGGGACUACAUUUUAGAAUCCAUGCCACAUACGCGUAUACAGUGGUUUAGCAUUAUGAAUUCUUUGGUGAUUGUCCUGUUUCUCUCUGGAAUGGUAGCUAUGAUCAUGUUAAGGACUCUACAUAAAGACAUUGCACGAUAUAAUCAAAUGGAUUCUACUGAAGAUGCUCAGGAGGAAUUUGGCUGGAAACUUGUUCACGGCGACAUAUUCAGGCCCCCAAGAAAAGGAAUGCUACUCUCUGUAUUUCUGGGCUCUGGAACACAGAUUUUAAUUAUGACGUUUGUUACGUUAUUCUUUGCUUGCCUGGGAUUUCUGUCCCCUGCAAAUCGGGGUGCGCUAAUGACCUGUGCCGUGGUCUUGUGGGUGCUGCUUGGAACACCAGCAGGUUAUGUUGCUGCCAGGUUCUACAAAUCAUUUGGGGGUGAGAAAUGGAAGACCAACGUCCUGCUGACAGCCUUCCUUUGUCCUGGUGUGGUGUUUGCGGAUUUCUUUAUCAUGAACCUGAUUCUUUGGGGCGAAGGUUCUUCAGCAGCCAUCCCAUUUGGCACUUUGGUUGCCGUUCUGGCACUUUGGUUUUGCAUCUCUGUGCCACUGACGUUCAUUGGGGCGUACUUUGGUUUCAAGAAGAACGCCAUAGAACAUCCAGUUCGUACUAACCAGAUCCCUCGUCAAAUUCCUGAACAGUCAUUUUAUACAAAACCAUUACCUGGCAUCAUUAUGGGAGGGAUUCUGCCCUUUGGAUGCAUCUUCAUACAGCUUUUCUUCAUUCAGAACAGCAUCUGGUCUCAUCAGACGUAUUACAUGUUUGGAUUCCUGUUUCUGGUGUUCAUCAUUCUUGUCAUCACAUGUUCUGAGGCUACCAUCCUACUUUGCUAUUUCCACUUGUGUGCAGAGGACUAUCACUGGCAGUGGCGCUCGUUCCUCACCAGUGGCUUCACUGCUGUUUACUUUCUUAUAUAUGCAGUACAUUAUUUCUUCUCCAAACUUCAAAUUACGGGUACAGCAAGCACCAUUUUAUACUUUGGCUACACAAUGAUAAUGGUAUUGAUCUUCUUCCUUUUUACAGGAACAAUUGGAUUCUUUGCAUGCUUCUGGUUCGUGACCAAAAUAUACAGUGUGGUAAAAGUUGACUAAAGAAACUGUCAAUAUACAAUACUGGAGCUAUCAGUAACCUAAUUUAAAGACAUGGUCUUGGAGAAUUUAAGCUUUAUCUAAAGUAUUGGCUUCUGUGCUUUGUGAAUGAUACCGAAUAUAAAUCCCAUCCCCCUGAAACAUUUGUAUUGUGACUUUACAAUCUGUUUUCACUUGAUGGUUCUUAAUGAAGAUUGAAGUUAAAUAUUGUAUGCUUUUGUAAAUAUUACGAUACUAGAACUUUUAAAUUCUAAUGACAGGUUAGAUGUGACUGCAUUGCAGAAUUUAACAAUACUUCUAAAUAAAGUGUGGUUGUAAAUAGGGUUUUCUAGAUUUGUUGGGUGGGGUUAAUUAUUUUUCUGCAAAUGAAAUUACUGCUUUCUAUCAUGGUUUUGGAGGAUGACUCUGAAGUGUAUUGUUUUGCUUUCAACUUUUGGGUUUUUUUGUUUUAUACUGGAGUUAUGGCCAUAAAUCCUUCUCCCUUUUUUUCUGUAAUUUUCUUUAGGUUCCAGUGUUAUUGGCCUUUUAAAUUAUGUGCCUCUGGAGUCCUGGAAUCUAAACAUUCAUAAUCGUAAUAAAUACUGUAAUAAAUUCUGUAAACUUUAUCAGUGGAUCAUUACACAUUAUAAAUAAGUUCAACAGCAUUCUGUAAAUACAAAUAUACUGACAGGAGAACUUUUUAAAAGUUAUGUAGAUUAUUUUAUUGUGUGUUUAAAAUCUUGGUUUUAACUUUUUUAAAAAAUCUGUCCCAUAUGGCAUAAGUAGUAGUCAGAAGGGAAUUUCAGAACUGUGUUUGCAAUGCCGGUCCUAUUCCAAUUAACCUAGCAAGGCUAAGAAAUCAGAGAGAUAUGUUGAGAAGAUCUGAAUAUGUAAGAUCAAGACGCACCGUAAAGUACAUUUAUAACAGAUCUUAAUGAAGCAUAUGAAGUAAAAUGGAUAACCAUGUUGUCCUUUGUGACAUAAAGAAAGCAGGCACAUUUAUUUGCCUCUCAUAGAAUAAUCCGGAUUAUUAGGUGUAGAGAGUAAUUUCACACCUUUGCCGUGGGAACACGUUUAGAGUGUUGAGUUGCUUGGGUUUGUAACAGUUCAUCUGUUUCAUAAUGCUUGCAUGUUCCCACAACAGCACACCUGGUUAAAAUAUUGUUUGAAGUGCAUGUUUUGGUUCAUAUAAGUUAGCAAAAAAGAAUCUUGGUUUUCUCCCCUAACACGCGCUUUCUAAAAAUCAUAACCUAAAGGUACUUGAAUAUUAAAAUCCAAUAAAGAUAUCUUUUGUUAA